Molecule: messenger RNA, 2896 nt
Organism: Ornithodoros turicata
Lineage: Eukaryota; Metazoa; Arthropoda; Arachnida; Ixodida; Argasidae
Product: mucolipin-3-like
Exons: 1
Coding region: 118-1959 (613 amino acids)
Cellular component (GO): lysosomal membrane; plasma membrane
Molecular function (GO): NAADP-sensitive calcium-release channel activity
Source: RefSeq, a predicted model, not a curated record
AAAACGCUCAUGUGACUUCCGGAAGGCAGCACGAAAGCGAAAUGAUGUGUGUGGUGAUGUGAACGCAGUUGGUGGUAAAUGGCUCGUGAAGCCUACGCCCACUAAAAGGAUUGUAAAAUGUCAGCCAACAUCCAAACGUCGCAUCGCUCUGUCUGCAGACCUGCUUGUGCACACUUAGAAGACGAAAGGAACAUCGACCUUCUAGACCAUGCUACCACCUCACGUUCCACGGAGGAUAGUUACAGUGACCAUGGAAACGGAGAUACAGAUCAUUUACCGAAGAAUCCUGCUUAUGAAGACAUCCCGACGCAAGAGCGCAUGAGAAGAAAACUUCGCUUCUUUUUCAUGAACCCCAUCGAGAAAUACCAGGCCAAGGGCAGGGUCCCAUGGAAGCUGACAAUCCAAGUCACGAAGAUAGUGCUGGUUACCGCGCAGCUGGUUUUGUUUGGUACGGACAGCUAUUCCUACCAGCAGCAACACAGGGACACGACAAUCGCUCUGCACCACAUAUUCCUCAGCGGUUGGGACAGCGUGCGCGAGGUUGCCGCGUACCCUCCAGCUGCUGGACCGUACGCGGUGUACACCAAGAGAGAAUUUUACGACCACGUUAACCAAGUCGUGAAAAUGUACUCAAACAUUACAACGUCAGCGAUCGGAUCUUUCGGGUACGAUUCACCUCAAGGUUCGCUUGUCCCCAUGAGGAUCUGCAAGAAAUUCUAUCGAACGGGUUAUGUCUGGCCUUUCAACGAUACGUUGAUAUUCGACAACCACGCUGUGAGGAAAUGCUUGCCAAUCGACGGGUUUCCAGCGAACGAUCCGCGCUGGAAGAACUUUCGCAUUGACCAGUACCUGGGAGAGCACAACUUCAGCAUCAUCUUUCAGAGGCUCAUUGAAGUUAAACUAAAAUUUACGCUCAAAACCGUUUUUCUGAAGAGCCUGAGCAAAUACGACAUGCCCGACUGCUACAGCUACAACGUCUCUAUCGUGUACAACAAUAAGGCACACGAUGGGCAGCUUUUAAUCUCGCUGGAAAUGGUUUCUACCAAAUUAGCGUGCCAUACAAACGUCCUGUCCUCGACCUCAAACCGGUUCGAGUACGGCUGUCGUCAAGCCGUCAACGCAAUUGUCAUCUUAAAUUGCAUCUCAUCGCUCUUGCUGUGCACAAGAUCGUUAAUGCGCGGCCAAAAACUUCGAAAGAAGACUGUGCUAUUUUUCGAAACUGUGCUCCACAAGAAGCUGACCUGGUCCGAUAAACUCGAAUUUGUGGACUUCUGGUACGUGAUGAUAAUCGUAAACGACGUCCUCAUUGUUGUGGGAUCGUGCUUCAAGAUCCAACUCGAACAGCAGAUCAUCGACGGCCAGCAGUACAAUCUGUGCUCGACGCUCCUGGGCAUGGGAAACCUGCUGGUGUGGGCCGGGGUGUUGAGGUACCUCGGGUUUUUCAAGAAGUACAACAUCCUCAUCCUGACCAUGCGGCGCGCCUUGCCCAACAUCCUCCGGUUCCUGCUGUGUGCCGUCCUCCUGUACGCCGGGUUCUGCUUCUGCGGCUGGGUCGUCCUCGGGCCGCACCACAUCAAGUUCCGCUCGCUGAGCAUGACGUCCGAGUGCCUGUUUGCGCUCAUGAACGGCGAUGACAUGUUUGCCACCUUCGCCAUCUUGGACCCAGACAGCGUUAUCAUCUGGUGGUUCUCCAGGUUCUAUCUCUACCUGUUCCUGAUACUGUUCAUAUACUGCGUCAUCAGCCUGUUCCUGUCUGUCAUCAUGGACUCCUACGAGACCAUCAGGGAGAUCCACGAGCACGGGAUGCCGCCGGGCGACCUGCAGACAUUCAUCUCCGAGUGCAGCGAUCACGCGUCCAGCGGUGCGUUCAGGAAUGACGACAAGCGGAAGAAGCAGAGGACUUUUGGGGACUACUUCUUCUUUUUUCGGAGGGUGAGGAGCGGGUACACGGCUAUAUGAAACGGGGGUGGACUAGUAGAAAAGCGGAAAAAAUGGGGUAGCUGCUGAAAAACUGCAGCCUCAGAACAGGAACGUGGAACAGUGCUGUUACCCAUGGCUGAGCGCUGUGCGCCGUGUCGAGGACCAAAACCGUUCCCGGACCAAAUCCGUUGUGCAACGUUAGGCCGUACGUUGCACAACGUUAGUCGAGUUUCUUCGCUGUGGACCAAUACCGCUUUUGCCGUCUUUGUGUGCCCAGAACACGAAACGGUGCGACAUCUCAGGUAAUUUCUGUGGACGUUAUUGUAGACGAGCACUCGUACGUGUACAUUAGUAUUUAAAGAGAUGCACAGAUUUAUAGAGAUGCAAAUACUUCCACACAGGUUUUAUUUUUUGUGUCUGAACACGUUACUGAACGUAGGUUCCCUGUUAUCUGUUGGCUGCUUGCAUUGUGGUUGAGAGCAGCUCUAAAUUCUAUUCUUUCAAGCAAGUGUACUGUGGAGUAUGUAACUCUCAGAGUCACUGUUCAAAUACUCUAAAUAUAUAUAUAUAUAUAUAUAAGUGUACAUAAGCCAUACAUACAUACAUCAAUGUCAAUAUCUGCCUGAAGCGAAACACGAUAUACUGAGGCAUAAAGCGGCGCUAUAUAUUUACACGUUUCAUGCCGCAGCUUGAAAAAGUGUAAAGAGUACAAGUAGCAGGCUAGCAUAAAAUGAACAAACUAUCAUCUUGUAUGCAUCUGUUCACUUUCUUAAUAUUAGUCGCACCAUGUUUUGCAAAGCAGAGUGUGUACAGAUCGGCUGCUGUACAUUGCUGUCGUUAUGUUGCAGCAGGAUCAAACUCUACCUUUUUGUACAGUGUGUCUGACUUUUCUGACUCAGCAGCUAUGCAUUUCGUUUCAACACACAGAUAUUGUUGCAAGCAAUAAAGUGAGCUCUACAGUUCACGAAGGUUCCGA